GCGUGGAUCAGAUGCAGGACCUCUGACCACAACUACAUGUACCUUAUUUUCUAAAUUCUUGGUAGGCAAUGAGAAGCUGUCUCGUCUACUUAGUCAAGGUUCCUACGAGAUGAGAAUGGACAUGGGGGACUUCGACAACCAAACACGUUAUAUCAAAUACUCCAGUAUCACUCUCGGUGACGAAGCCUCAAAAUAUGCAAUUUCACUUUCCGGCUAUUCGGGCGACGUAGCUGGUUGCUUUUUGACCGGAGUACCGGCCGCCCAUCUAAACAACAUGAAGUUCAGCACAAAGGAUCAAGACAACGACUUAUACCAUCAAAACUGCGCAACCAAGUUCAAAUCCGGUUGGUGGCACAAUGCGUGCCAUUGUUCCAAUCCAAACGGUCUCUAUUUGGCGGGAAAUACAACCAUAUUUGCUGAGGGUGUUGUGUACAAACCAUGGCGAACGUAUUAUUACUCGCUUAAAUCCAUGCGAUUGAUGGUUAAACGGACAACUGCGUAA
Saccostrea cuccullata (small rock oyster) is the source of this 502-nucleotide messenger RNA. Its product is annotated as ficolin-2-like. The transcript is spliced from 2 exons. The record is from RefSeq and is a predicted model, not a curated record. Lineage: Eukaryota; Metazoa; Mollusca; Bivalvia; Ostreida; Ostreidae. The annotation marks the transcript as partial.